This is a messenger RNA of Ziziphus jujuba (common jujube), 5709 nucleotides long. RefSeq lists its product as uncharacterized. NCBI's taxonomy places the organism in Eukaryota, Viridiplantae, Streptophyta, Magnoliopsida, Rosales, Rhamnaceae. The record is from RefSeq and is a predicted model, not a curated record. Bases 253 to 5187 code for a protein of 1644 amino acids. The transcript is spliced from 43 exons.
AGACCAACUUGUUUGGUGUGACUCGUGCGAAGACACUUCCAACGGAUCUUUUUCUCUCUUGCUGGAAAGAAUCAAGAUCUGUUAUUCAACACACGCACACUCUCUCUCUCGCCUUCCCUUCCUUCUGAUCGAAUUUUCCUUCAAUAUUCUAGUCCAUGUCUAUAUUUCUCAAAUUCGGAGCGAUCUCAUAGAAAUUUUCUCUAAACGUAGUCCAAGGGCUUUGUUCAGCUGUUACAUGAACUCCAGCUAUCCAUGGCUUUCAUGGCGGUCUUGGAAUCAGAUCUCCGUGCUCUCUCUGCCGAGGCUCGCCGUCGCUAUCCUGCUGUCAAGGACGGAGCCGAACAUGCUAUCUUGAAGCUUCGUAUGUUGUCAAGUCCCAGUGAGAUUGCAAAUAAUGAGGAUAUACUCAGAAUAUUUUUGAUGGCUUGUGAGGUCAGAACUGUCAAGCUGAGUGUUCUGGGACUGUCGUGUUUGCAAAAGCUAAUAUCUCAUGACGCAGUUGCUCCAUCAGCUUUAAAAGAGAUUCUAUCUACACUGAAAGAUCAUGCUGAAAUGGCUGAUGAGAUUGUUCAACUCAAGACACUUCAGACAAUAUUAAUAAUACUACAGUCACGUUUACAUCCUGAAAAUGAGGACAGCAUGGCUCAAGCUCUUGGUAUCUGUCUUCGGCUUCUUGAAAACAAUCGAUCCUCUGACAGUGUGCGGAAUACUGCUGCAGCUACCUUCAGACAAGCAGUGGCUUUAAUUUUUGGUCAUGUAGUUUCUGCUGAGUCUCUGCCUGCUGGCAAGUUUGGUUCCGGAAGUUACAUCUCUCGGACUAGUUCAGUUCCUGGUGAUAUCAGUCGCAGCAUCAAUCUUUCAGAGUCAUUGGAGCUUGAGUCUAUUUCUGGAGGGUCAGCAUUGAUGAGAGAGUCCCUAACUAAAGUUGGAAAGCUUGGGCUUCGUCUGCUCGAAGACCUGACAGCCCUUGCUGCAGGUGGAUCAGGAAUUUGGUUACGAGUUAAUUCUCUUCAGCGACCCUUUGUACUUGAUAUACUUGAGUUUAUUUUGUCAAACUAUGUGGCUGUUUUCAGAACGCUGAUUCCAUAUGAGCAGAUUCUGCGACACCAGAUAUGUUCACUUCUAAUGACUUCAAUUCGUACCAAUGCUGAGGUUGAAGGAGAAGCAGGAGAGCCUUCUUUUCGUCGCUUGGUUUUGCGGUCAGUUGCUCAUAUUAUCAGGCUUUACAGUUCAUCCCUUAUCACUGAAUGUGAGGUUUUCCUCAGUAUGUUAUUGAAGGUUAUUUUUCUUGACCUUCCAUUGUGGCAUCGCAUUCUUGUUCUUGAAAUCUUAAGGGGUUUUUGUGUGGAGGCAAGGACAUUGAGGAUCCUUUUUCAGAACUUUGACAUGAAUCCCAAGAACACUAAUGUUGUUGAAGGCAUGGUUAAAGCUCUCGCUAGAGUUGUUUCUUGUGUACAUGUUCAAGAGACCAGUGAGGAGAGCCUGGCUGCUGUUGCAGGGAUGUUCAGUAGCAAAGCUAAAGGGGUUGAGUGGAGCCUUGAUAAUGAUGCAUCCAAUGCUGCAGUUUUAGUUGCCAGUGAAGCUCAUGCGAUAACUCUGGCUGUUGAAGGUUUGUUGGGUGUUGUCUUUACGGUAGCCACGUUGACAGAUGAAGCGAUGGAUGUUGGUGAGCUUGAAUCUCCCAAAUGUGAUUAUGAUCCGCCUGCAAAAUGUACUGGGAAAACUGCUCUUCUCUGCCUUUCGAUGGUUGAUUCAGUGUGGUUGACCAUACUAGAUGCCCUAUCUCUUAUUUUGUCAAGGUCACAAGGAGAGGCAAUCGUGUUGGAAAUACUGAAGGGAUAUCAGGCAUUCACUCAGGCGUGUGGAGUUCUUCGAGCUGUAGAACCUUUAAACUCCUUUCUAGCAUCUCUUUGCAAAUUUACGAUCAAUUUUCCGAAUGAAGCAGAAAGAAGGAGCAGUGCUUUACAAUCUCCUGGUCCAAGACGCUCUGAAUCAUUAGGCGACCAAAGGGAAACCAUUGUCCUUACUCCCAAGAAUGUGCAGGCUUUAAGAACUCUGUUCAACAUUGCUCAUCGACUCCAUAACGUGUUGGGUCCAUCCUGGGUUUUGGUCUUGGAAACUCUAGCAGCUCUAGACCGAGCAAUCCAUUCACCACAUGCCACCACACAGGAGGUCACAACAGCUGUCCCAAAGCUUACAAGGGAAUCAUCUGGUCAAUACAGUGAUUUCAGUAUUCUUUCAUCUUUAAAUUCUCAGCUGUUUGAGAGCUCGGCACUAAUGCACAUAUCUGCAGUAAAAUCCCUUCUGUCUGCAUUGCGCCAGCUUUCAGAACAAUGUAUUUCUGGGACUCUAAGUGGUUCUGGACCAGCAUCAAGUCAAAAAUUUGGAAGUAUCAUGUUUUCGGUGGAACGUAUGAUUUGCAUACUGGUCAAUAAUCUUCACAGAGUGGAGCCAUUGUGGGAUCAAGUUAUUGGCCACUUUCUUGAGCUUGCAGACAAACCUAACCAGCAUUUAAGAAAUAUGGCCCUGGAUGCACUAGACCGGUCAAUAUGUGCUGUUUUAGAUUCAGAUCAAUUCCAGGAUGAUAUGACAACUAGAUCCCAUGAGACAUCUCAGAAUGUGGAAACCGGGCUUUCAGAAAUAGGAUCACUUGAAUGUGCUGCCAUAUCUCCAUUGCGGGUUCUUUAUUUAUCUACUCAAAGCAUUGAUGUACGUGCUGGAUCGUUGAAAAUUCUUCUUCAUGUUUUAGAGAGGCAUGGAGAAAAGUUACACUACAGUUGGCCUGAUAUUCUUGAAAUGUUGAGGUCUGUGGCUGAUGCUUCAGAGAAGGAAAUUGUCACCUUGGGCUUCCAGAGCCUACGUGUGAUUAUGAAUGAUGGACUUUCCACUAUUCCUGCAGACUGCCUUCAUGUAUGUGUAGAUGUGACUGGAGCAUACAGUUCCCAGAAAACAGAGCUGAAUAUAAGUUUGACAGCUAUAGGCCUUUUAUGGACUACAACUGACUUUAUUGCAAAAGGGCUUAAGCGCACGGAAAAGGAAAUGGAUGGUCAAAAGCCAGAAGAGCAAACACGUAGUGUUUUGGACCAAGUGCGUUUGAUAAAUGUCAUUGAUCGUGACAAGUUGCUUUUCUCUGUUUUUUCAUUGCUUCAGAAUCUUGGAGCUGAUGAGAGGCCAGAGGUCAGAAAUUCAGCAGUCAGGACUCUUUUUCAGACUCUGGGAAGUCAUGGGCAGAAACUCUCAAAAAGCAUGUGGGAGGAUUGCCUUUGGAAUUAUGUUUUCCCUACACUAGAUCGUGCUUCUCACAUGGCUGCAACUUCAUCAAAAGACGAAUGGCAAGGGAAAGAACUUGGAACUAGAGGUGGAAAAGCAGUUCACAUGCUCAUACAUCAUAGUCGCAACACAGCUCAGAAACAGUGGGAUGAAACACUUGUUCUUGUUCUUGGUGGAAUAGCUCGUAUUUUACGUUCUUUCUUUCCAUUUCUCAGAAGCUUGACCAACUUUUGGUCAGGAUGGGAAUCAUUGCUUCUGUUUGUGAAAAAUAGUAUUCUUAAUGGUAGCAAAGAGGUUUCUCUUGCAGCAAUAAAUUGCUUACAGACAACUGUUCUUUCCCAUUCUUCAAAGGGAAAUGUACCAAUGCCUUACCUUACAUCGGUGCUUGAUAUUUAUGAGUUUGUUCUUCAAAAGUCAACAAACUAUUGUGGUAAUGCAGCUAGCAAGGUGAAGCAGGAGAUUUUACACGGUCUUGGGGAACUAUAUGUUCAAGCACAGAGGAUGUUUGACAAUCAAUUGUAUACAAUGUUGCUUGGGAUCAUAAAUUUGGCUGUCAAGCAAGCCAUAGUGGAUAGUGAUAACUUUGAAACUGAAUUUGGACACGUUCCUCCUGUUUUACGUACAAUACUGGAGAUUUUACCAUUGUUACGUCCAGCUGAUCACCUUUCAUCCAUGUGGCUAAUUCUUCUUCGGGAUUUUUUGAAAUAUUUACCAAGAUCUGACUCCCCCUCACAAGAUGAGGAAGAUGAAGCAGUGCAAGCCAGCGCUAUUGACCAAAAUCAAGAUGCUGACCUGAAGUAUGAAAGAUCGAAUGGGACUGGUUCCAAAUCCCUAAACAAAAUGGAAAUAACAUCUCCAACUUCAGCAGGCAUCCCUAGUUAUUUGUUUGCAGAAAAGCUUGUUCCUUUGCUGGUAGAUCUCUUUUUACAGGCACCAGCAAUUGAAAAGUAUAUUAUAUAUCCUGAAAUUAUUCAAAGUCUGGGAAGGUGUAUGACUACUAGAAGAGACAGCCCAGAUGGUGCACUCUGGAGGUUAGCUGUUGAAGGCUUCAAUCAUAUUCUUGUUGAUGAUCUCUGCAAAUUAUCUGUGGACUCUGGACAUGAUUCUAAUGUCAGUAAACCUGCAAGAACACGUAUUUGGAAGGAAGUUGCAGAUGUAUAUGAAAUAUUCCUUGUGGGUUAUUGUGGGCGGGCCCUUCCUUCUGAUUCUCUUUCAGCUGUGGCAGUAAAGGCUGAUGAGUCACUUGAGAUUACGACUUUAAACAUUCUUGGUGACCAAAUUUUGAGGCUGCCAAUUGAUGCACCUUCUGAUAUUUUGCUAAGACUAGUGUCUACCUUGGACCGUUGUGCAUCACGGACUUGCUCUUUGCCUGUUGAGACUGUAACACUUAUGCCUUCUCACUGUAUAAGAUUUUCCUUGGCUUGCUUACAGAAGUUAUUUUCCUUGAGCAGCUAUGAAGAGAAAGCCAAUAGUUGGAGUUUGGAAAGAUCUGAAAUUAGCAAAAUUUCAAUCAUGGUUCUCAUGACCAGAUGCGAAUUCAUCUUGAACAGAUUUUUGAUUGAUGAGGGAGACUCUGGUGAAGGUCCACUACCAGCUGCAAGGGUAGAGGAACUCAUCUAUGUCCUGGAGGAACUGAGCCGUCUGGUCAUUCAUCCAGACUCAGCAUCUGCUCUUCACUUGCAUCCAUAUUUGAAAGACGGCCUGGCCAAGGAAAACAAUCGUGAGAAGCGGUCACAUCUGCUUGUUUUGUUUCCAUGCCUUUGUGAGCUUGUCAUAUCAAGGGAAGCAAGAGUAAGAGAACUGGUGCGAGUACUACUCAGACUUGUUACGAAAGAGUUAGCACUAGACGUCUCCUUAUCCAGUCAACACAUGGAAGAGUACUUUUUGACAACGCAGAGUCCCAAGUCGGUUCCAUGAUACUUGUUAUUAAUAGAAAGUUUAGGGGAGGAAGAAUAUUUUCUCCUCCAUUAGGAUUACGUUACUAUAGUUUGUACAUUAUAUAGGAAAACUGUCAAUUUUGUUGUAUUCAAAACAGUUAACCUCAGGCUGGUAAUUUUUUGGGUUUUUGAGCAAUUUUGAUUCUUUGGUGCAAAAGGAGUACUGUAUACAAUUCAACAGUGUUGGGGAGCCUUGUUUCUAUGUUCCCUUCAAUGAUUUUUAUGCCAAAUUCAGGCGAGAUAACUUUAUCCUUUGACAUCAAACGUUCAGGACUGCAUUGUGGAUUUUACCAUCCAGCAAGGACGACCAGUAGUGUGGUUCUCAAGUUUUCUUCCAUUUCUAUAAACGUUUUACUUACAAAACGGUAGAGACUCGGUCGAAACUUGAAAGUGCGGGAUACCCUUUCUUGCAACUCUUUUUUUAUUGUGGUACGCUCAUUGUAAAGACAUUUGACAAAAAGGAAUUUAAUGUUUAUAUUUGGGAAUUUUGGUUGCUCGUAGA